GUCAGGAGCGUCUUGAGAGUUUGAUUACGGGGAGGCAUUCAUUCGGCAGAGGUCCCCUCGAGUUCCCGCUCCCAGUAGCCGUCCAGAAUAUAUUCCGAGAUGUGAUCCAUUCACUGGGUGUUAACUCAAUCCAAGUAUCCGCAACACGUGACUACUUCGUAGAGAUGGUUGCUCACGCAAAAUACUUUAAUACUUUCCUGAUCUCGGGGAAUGCGAAAUUCUACCUGGAAGACAUUCCUCGAGGUUUCGUUUGCUAUAAUGAGAGAGGCGUCGAUAAGUUCGCGCCUAGGACGAAGUGCAUAAUGAAGGUCUUCCAUCUCGAAAAGCUCGGCAAACUACUCGGCUUGGAUGCUUCACCAAAUCCUCACGCGCUCUCCAUGUGGAGAACCGUUCUCUAUCACAGAGACACAUUCAAGAACUUCACGGAGUCUUUCUUCGGGAAAUCCGCCACCCGUCCAGAUUUUUACCCGACAUCGAAGCCCUUUUGGAUGCAGAGCUUGCUGACGGACAGAUGCCGGAAGGUCAGUCAUCUCAAAUUGCUCCAAUUUUUCCUCGAAAAGAGCUCGGCGGACGCGACGAAGGUAAUCUGCAGCCAGUUGUACCUCGCAGAGCGCAAAGAGGCAGCCCUCCUAUUCGAACAGGAGAUCGCGGCUCGAUCGAUAGAACCUCACAAUGUCUUCGAGCGGAUCAAGAGCCAGAUCGAAUGCGGAGACUACUCCGAUGAAGACCUCCCGCAAUGGUUCCUUCGCUAUCUAACGGUCGAGUGUAAAGUGAUUCCGGGUCUGAUGGAUUUCAUGACCGAUCGACGACAUUACCUGAUGACGCUCCCGGAAGAUUUCGAUAGAGAAUCCGUGAAUGAAUCUACGGUCCGUCUCCGUCGGAUCAUCUACGGGAUCCUUUUUUCGGAAUCGAAGACCGGCCACGAGGCCGUUCUUAUCACAGAGCUCGAUCGGAAGGGAGAUAAGCUUCAAGAAAGGAAACAAACACCGAUUUGGAAAUUGUGGGACCCUGAUGCGCACCGCGAGCCUUUCGACGUCCCGGGUCUGAAGAAGGUGGAGCUCCUAUCCGAGGCUGAACGAAUCAAGUUAUUCCUUUCAAGCAUGGGGGUUUCGGGGGAGUUAAGGCGGCAAACGGACUCGGGCGAAGUCUUGUACGUGCUCUCUGUUCUGAGGUAUUGGACGCUGGCUGCGGAAGGCAUUCGGAAGGUCGACCUCUGGAGGGUCCUGCUGACAGCUCUCAUGGUGCGAGAGAGAUACUCCAGACCGAGCAAUAUAUUCAAGAAAUACCCUGUACGCUCUAACGAGGCGGCUCUUGAGGGUCUCGGUAUAGACUUCGACCCGCGGACCGUGCCGAACUUCCCCGGAUCGUUUGCUCGUAUGCAUCCUCUCUCGCAGCUGCAGAAUGUCACGUUCUUCGCGCGAAUCUUGCACCGGCUUCUCAUGCAGCCCCUUGGUCCGAGCUCUGAUUGUAUCGAGACCUUCACGAGUGAAUCGGCAUUUUAUCACAUUUGUCAGCUCACCGACAAGAUGAAAGAGGAAGAGCUGGAGAGUUUCGUCUUGGAUCUCGUGGAGAAAAAUAGCAGGGACAAUUUCGUUCGAACCGUGGACUUGAUCUGGGACAGUGAAGCCAGAGAUCUCGGUCGAAUAAUUGUCAGCGGUUUCCGCGGCGACGACGAGCGAGCCUAA
This is a messenger RNA of Galendromus occidentalis (western predatory mite), 1685 nucleotides long. RefSeq lists its product as uncharacterized. The coding region runs from base 165 to 1685 and encodes 506 amino acids. Lineage: Eukaryota; Metazoa; Arthropoda; Arachnida; Mesostigmata; Phytoseiidae. The record is from RefSeq and is a predicted model, not a curated record. The transcript is spliced from 8 exons.